Leopardus geoffroyi (Geoffroy's cat) is the source of this 1486-nucleotide messenger RNA. RefSeq names its product adenosine deaminase (gene ADA). Gene Ontology annotation, molecular function: adenosine deaminase activity. Gene Ontology annotation, biological process: T cell activation; hypoxanthine salvage; adenosine catabolic process. Bases 267 to 1205 code for a protein of 312 amino acids. Lineage: Eukaryota; Metazoa; Chordata; Mammalia; Carnivora; Felidae. The record is from RefSeq and is a predicted model, not a curated record. Gene Ontology annotation, cellular component: external side of plasma membrane; cytosol. The transcript has 11 exons.
ACUGGAGCUUUACAGCUUGGUCUAAGCAGCUUCUGGAGGCCCAGUCCUGCAUGAGAUCCUGAAGAGUGUCUGUCCCGUUUGUUUCCUGCUGGGACUGCGACAGUAGCUCUUGGAUCUGUUACCCGCACGGCGGCCAGAAGGAGCACUGAAACCUCUUUACGCCGCUUCCCUGCUUGAAAUCCUUCAGCGAUUUGCUGGUGCUUUGGGGGAAGAGGGGGAUUGCCCUCCCCGCUGACACCGUAGAGGAGCUGCGGGACAUCAUCGGCAUGGACAAGCCCACCAGCCUCCCAGAUUUCCUGACCAAGUUUGACUACUACAUGCCUGUCAUCGCGGGCUCCCGGGAGGCCAUCAAAAGGAUCGCCUAUGAGUUUGUUGAGAUGAAGGCCAAGGAGGGCGUGGUGUACGUGGAGGUGCGUUACAGCCCGCACCUGCUGGCCAACUCUAAAGUGGAGCCGAUCCCCUGGGACCAGACCGAAGGGGAUCUCACCCCCGAUGAGGUGGUGGCUGUGGUGAACCAGGGCCUGCAGGAGGGAGAGCGAGACUUUGGGGUGAAGGUGCGGUCUAUCCUGUGCUGCCUGCGCCACCAGCCCAACUGGUCCCUGGAGGUGGUGGAGCUGUGUAAGAAGUACCAGCAUCAGACUGUGGUGGCCAUUGACCUGGCUGGAGACGAGACCAUCCAAGGGAGCAGCCUCUUCCCGGGACACGUGAAGGCCUACGAGGAGGCCGUGAGGAGCGGCAUUCACCGCACUGUCCAUGCAGGGGAGGUGGGCUCCUCGGAGGUGGUGAGACAGGCUGUGGACACGCUUAAGACGGAGAGGGUGGGACAUGGCUACCACACGCUGGAUGACGAGGCCCUUUACACCCGGCUGCGCCGUGAAAACCUACAUUUCGAGGUCUGCCCCUGGUCCAGCUACCUCACAGGCGCCUGGAAGUCGGACACAGAGCAUCCGGUGGUUCGGUUCAAACGUGACCAGGCUAACUACUCACUCAACACGGAUGACCCUCUCAUCUUCAAGUCCACCCUGGAAACCGAUUACCAAAUGACCAAACAGAACAUGGGCUUUACUGAAGAGGAAUUCAAGAGGCUGAACAUCAAUGCGGCAAAGUCCAGUUUCCUCCCGGAAGAUGAGAAGAGGAAGCUUCUUGAUCUGCUCUAUAAAGCCUAUGGGAUGCCAUCGUUGGCUGCUGCAGGGCAGCGUCUCUGAAGACAUCACAGCCACCUCUCCAAGCCCUCACCCUGUGGAUGGAGCCUCCCUGACUCUGGGGCCUGGAAUGACACUCCUACCUUUACUCCUUCAAGGAAGACCAGGGUUCCCAUAGUCAGCUACUGCUGUUCUUGAAGCCUGUGUGCCUGUUUCUGUACACGUGAAAACUUCAGCAUGCUGUAUCUCUCCUCAGACUGUGGACCAGAGUCUGGUUGAAUCUGAAACCUUCCUAUGGGGACUCAUGCUGAAAAUCUGGUGCUCAAUAAAGAAGCUAAUGACUA